AUUCCUCAACAGCGAAUUCAACUUUGACAACCUGCAUACUCCAGCAGGUCGCCGAGUCAGAGACCAAAGCGCAGCAGCGGCAGCGCAUCAUCGAGGCACAGCGCAUCCAGCGCAACAUCAUCAUGAACGACCUCAAGCCCUUGCUGCUGGCCAGCGAGGAGCGCACCGAGUACGUGGAUUUGGAGCAUCCUGGGAUCCGCGUCGUUUUGCGCCGCAAUGUCACCAUUGCCCACGACAGCCAGAUGGCUGAUAGCAGCUGGCUUCGAGGCCGCCCUACGUGCGCACCCCACAGGUAGAUCCGAGUCGCUGCCAUUCGCUCUCUUUGAGCUCCACCUCGAUGGCCACGCCGAGUUGCCCGCCUGGCUCGGCCAAAUGUUUUUUGAGAGCUCCUUGGUGCGCCCGGUCCUUGACUUUGACCUGUACCUGCACGGCAUUGCCCUGCUGCGCGGCGACCUUGUUGACGAUCUUCCAUACUGGCUGGUCGACUACCACCGUGAUCUACUUCAUCCAAAAUCAACCGUCCCGUCGCUGCGCACUACCUCCAGCCAAUCCACCAAGUCGGUGACUAUUGAUGUACCACAGCUCCCGACAGAGACCACAGAGCUGCUGGGUGGGCCGCGCCGCAAUCUGUCGCCGUGCCAGAGAUUGUCCCUGGCGCAUUCGUUGCGGUACUACCUUGGGAUUGCGCUUUUGGCCGCGACGUUGAUCAGCGUCGCCAUGGCUUUGUGGCCGUAUCACAGACAGCUGGUGGGAAUCAUGGCUGAGCUGGCAGAUUUGCUGGCACAGUGGAUUGCCAGGAUGUUCCAGCUGGACGCUUCCGCCGAGGCUGUUGCUGGUGGAUUGGGAACAUAACUUCCACUCUGGGAACUGGUAACAGAAUCUGGCCUGGGUCCCGCGCUGUGAGCGAAAAAGCUGGAUUAAGACUGAGGGAUUGGCAAAUCCAACGGUUCCACAAUUGGCAGGGGUAUCCAUAGAUUUUCAAGUAAUCGUUUUAUAUUCAACCUUCAAUGCACAACCACCACUAUUC
This is a messenger RNA of Linderina pennispora, 1027 nucleotides long. RefSeq lists its product as uncharacterized. The transcript has a single exon. NCBI's taxonomy places the organism in Eukaryota, Fungi, Kickxellomycota, Kickxellomycetes, Kickxellales, Kickxellaceae. Bases 217 to 852 code for a protein of 211 amino acids. The record is from RefSeq and is a predicted model, not a curated record.